AUGCCGUCAAUGGUCCCGUCGCGGAGCGAAUCUUCCUAUGUUCUGAACCAAAUAAUCAUAUCCCCUUCCGAUACCGACUAUCUAGACCAAUUGAUACCUUCGAUCAAGGAAUACAGCGUUGGUAACAAGACUUCCGAGCUAUUGGGCUCUCUUUCGAGGUUUGCUAGCGACAAGGAGGCCGAGAUUGAGACCAUCUGCAACACAAAUCAUCAGGAAUUCGUCUCAUCUGUCAAUCAGCUUCUGCAUAUCAGAGAGGGUACAGUCAGCCUAACGGUGGAGAUCUUGGACCUGAAUCAAUCCAUUCAAGCGAGCACAGAGAAACUAGCCGAGCAAAAAAAGGCCUUGGUAGACUCAAGGCGGCAUCGUCAAAACAUUGAUGAGACGUCCCGUGCCAUACAAGAUUGCCUAGAAGUCCUUCGACUCGCAAACCAAGUCCACGAUCUCCUGGCAAAAAAGAACCACUAUGCUGCGCUUCGUGCCCUGGAAGAGCUUCAGAAUGUUCACCUUAAGGGUGUGACGCAAUAUCAAAUUGCUGAAAUGAUUCAGCGCUCCGUUCCAGCAACUCAGAAGGCUAUAGCUGAAGCUGUCAUGUCGGAUCUAAACACCUGGCUAUACAGGAUUCGAGAAAUGUCCCAAUAUCUCGGAGAGAUAGCACUGUACCAUACAGACUUGCGCAAAACGAGACAAAGGGAGAGAGCCAUAAAAAUGCCGUACCUUGAGCACUUCAAGUUGAAUUCCGCGAUCGAGCUAGUUUCGGAUGAGCACGAGGAAUAUGAUCUGCUUCAGAACGAGGAACUUCAGGUUGAUUUUACCCCACUCUUCGAAUGCCUACAUAUCCACCAAUCGCUAGGGCAAAUCGAAAAGUUUCGGGUUGAAUAUGCAAACACCCGCAGUCGACAAAAGGAACUUUUGAUUCCAACCUCCAUUACCCUAGUCGAUGAUGAUGGGGCAAGUCUACAUAAUCUUCUCGAAGAAAUGGCCGGCUUCGCCAUUGUUGAGCGGGCCACGAUGAAGAAGGUCCCAGAUAUGAGGUAUCCGGUUGAUGUUGAUGAAUUAUGGGAGUCUAUGUGCAAGACAGCCGUGACUUUGAUAUCAAAGGCUCUGUACGAGGUUGACAAUGCUGAAAGUCUACUAAAAAUAAAAAACCUCAUCGCGUUGUUCAUGCAGACAAUGAACAAAUAUGCCGAGCUUCUCAAAAGGAGAUUCAGCGACGACUUCCAAGAAAUUGUUUCCACGGACGACUACAUGCCCAUGCCGAUCCAAACCCCUGAGGAGUUUGACAAAGUCCUCAAUGUUAGCUGGUAUAACCCCGAUAAGCCGCAAGAUCAAGUUUUCCCUUGCGUUCUGCCCUUCUCGCAGAUGUACCCGUUGUGCUGCAUCGACAUCCGAAAUUUCCUCAAUCAAUUCUAUUUCUUCGCCAAUGACGACUUUUCGAACCCAGAUAUAAUCGACGAAACCCUCAAGGAUGCACUGGACGAACUUCUUUCUGACAAAGUAUGCGACACACUAGUAGAGCGCCUUAACUCCCAGUACCUCGGGCAGAUCGUCCAGAUUCUUAUCAAUUUGGAACAUUUCGAGCAUGCGUGUCAUGAGCUUGAGCUAUUACUUGCGGCGGCUAGGUCACAGAGUUCCUCCAGCGACCCAGUGUGUUUGAAAGCGACGGGGAAGUUCAGAGAUAACAAAAAAGCAGCGGAGAAACGAAUAUUCGAAGUUGUGAAUUCCAAAAUUGAUGACCUUAUUGAGACCGCAGAAUACGACUGGAUGUCUCCUGUUGCGCCUACAGAACCCAGCAGCUACAUGCAAACUCUGACCCGGUUCCUUUCAAAUAUCAUGAAUUCGACGCUUCUUGGACUUCCAAAGGAAAUCAAAGAACUUAUUUACUUCGAUGCUCUCAGCCAUGCCUCCACCAUGAUCUUGGCUCUCCCACUUUCACCGGAAGUGAAACGUAUCAACCCCAACGGGGUGUUGGCCCUUGCCAAAGAUGUCGAGUACUUGUAUCUCUUCGUUGACAGUCUCAAUAACCCUAUCCUUCGGGAGAAUUUGGAUGAGCUGCAGCAGACGGUGCAGUUGAUGCAAGCAGAUAAUGCCGAUGAGUUCUACGAUAUCUCAAUGCGGAACAAGAAAUAUGGGCGUGUGGACGCCAUCAACGGCCCAACUUUAUUGGAAAAACUUACGCACACAGUCCAGAGUCCUGUAAAGCUGGACAAGUUUUCUACACUUUCGUCGAGAUUUGGAAAGAAAUCUUAG
Messenger RNA from Aspergillus calidoustus, 2247 nucleotides. Lineage: Eukaryota; Fungi; Ascomycota; Eurotiomycetes; Eurotiales; Aspergillaceae. The record is from the annotation of a GenBank genome assembly.